Molecule: messenger RNA, 1490 nt
Organism: Carya illinoinensis
Lineage: Eukaryota; Viridiplantae; Streptophyta; Magnoliopsida; Fagales; Juglandaceae
Product: WAT1-related protein At5g07050-like
Exons: 8
Coding region: 180-1268 (362 amino acids)
Cellular component (GO): plasma membrane
Molecular function (GO): transmembrane transporter activity
Source: RefSeq, a predicted model, not a curated record
UCAAGCUCUUAGAACAUUGGGUUUACUGUUUAGGAGUCCAUGUUAGCAAAGCAGGCAUGAGAAUAUGCUAUCCUGUCCACCGUGUCAAAGCUCAAGCUUUUAAGUCUGGGAAUUUUCAGCGUAUCAUACUGAAUUUCUUGUGAAAAAUCAAAGAAGAACAAGAGCUAUUACAAGAGCUUAUGGCACUAACGAAUGGCUCUUUCCUCCAGAGCAUUUACAGGAAGUUCAAGCCGCAACUCCUCAUGGUUCUGGCUCAGAUUGGAUAUACCUUUCUGUAUUUUAUUACAGACGCUUCCUUCAAUCAUGGAAUGAAUCCUCAUGUCUAUAUUACUUACAGACACAUUGUUGCUGGUGUAGUGAUGUUACCUUUUGCCUAUUUUCUUGAGAGAAAAGUAAGGCCGAAGCUGACAGUAGCUCUUAUGCUCGAAAUCUUUGUCCUUUCUCUCCUUGGGGUUGGUUUGACUCUGAACAUGUAUUUUGCAAGCUUAAGAUACACCUCCCCAACCUUCGUUGCAUCAAUGGUCAACACCAUAGCUUCCCUGACUUUUGUAAUAGCCGUUGUACUCAGGUUAGAGGUUCUUGAUAUUCGACAUCCUCGAGGGAUGGCAAAGGUUCUUGGUACCUUGAUCUCCCUGGCCGGUGCAAUGACCAUGACACUGUACAAAGGGUCUCUAAUGAGAAAUCUAUGGCAGCCUUUAAUUCGUAUUCAAGGGAAUGCUGCAACCCACGAGAACUGGUUAAAGGGUUCUCUUCUAACAGUCGCAAGCUGCAUAACAUGGUCCAUAUGGUACAUUAUGCAGGCAUUUACAUUAAAAAGAUAUCCGGCCCAACUGUCACUGACUGCAUGGAUGAGCUUUAUCGGAGGAGCACAAUCAGCUGUAUUCACAGUGAUCAUAGAACAUAAACCAGCAGCUUGGACCAUAGGAUUCAACAUUGACUUCUGGUCCACCAUAUAUGGUGCAAUAGCGGUCUCUGGUUUGAUCGUCUUCAUUCAACUUUGGUGCACGGAAGAAAGAGGUCCAGUUUUUGUGACCAUGUUUAAUCCCCUUUCAACUAUAUUAGUAGCGAUUCUGGGAUACUUUGUCCUCGGAGAAAAACUUUACAUGGGCAGCAUACUAGGGGCAAUCAUCGUCAUCCUUGGCCUAUACAUGUUGCUGUGGGGGAAAGAUGGUGACCAACAAGUUCACAGCGACUCCAAAGAGCAACAGGAAAACAAGAAAUUGAUUAUCACUUCAGCUCUUAAGGAAGGAUCACAGUGCGAACCUUAAAGAUUAAACCGUUCCCCUGAUCAGUGUAGCGAAGUGUAGUUUGCAUCAACUUCUGCUUCAGAAAAAACAGGGAGGACGAGAAACUAAUGGACUGUUAUAUGCCAGAGCGAUUCUGUACAGCAAAUUUAGCAAGCAAAUCAGAUUGAGAUGAAACUGAAUAUCUUCUUGUAACCUUCACCUCAGAUCCCCCAAUAAAUCAUAGAAUAUAUAUAUAUUCAUCUA